GAAACUCAUGCGAACCGGGAGAUCCGUGUGUGUCAAGGAUUUCAUACCGGGCAGAACCGAGCAAAACCGGGCUUCUCAUGCUGGAUCUGCGUGAAAGAUGGCGGAGUUAAGCGCGGUCCGACAGGAACUUAGGAGCAGAAAUCUGAGCAGUUCAUUCGGGGAGCUUCAGUCACCACAAAGAGAUGAGCAGAAACUGGCCGUGCCGUUCUGUGGAGGGAUCCGUGGAGGUCUGAGACCUGGCAAGAAGAUCACCAUCAUGGGUGUUGUGAGCGCAGAUCCGGACAGUUUUGACAUCAGUCUGACAUGCGGCUGUGCUGAUGUGGCUCUUGAUAUGUGUGUGCGGUUCGAGGAACGGGAGAUCCUGCGAAACGCCUGUGUGUCUGACCAGUGGGGUGACGAGGAGAGAUCGAUACCGUAUUUCCCCUUCAUCGCAGAGCAGCCCUUCAGGGUUGAGAUCCACUGUGAGCAUCCGCGUUUCCUCGUGCUUGUAGACGGUCAUCAGCUUUUCGACUUUUACCACCGCGUGAUGCCGCUGAACGCCAUCGACACCAUCCAGAUCAGCGGCAGCUUGACCAUCACCAAACUGAACUGAUCUCCAGCAAUACAGACUGUAAACCAGCAGAACAUUCGGCCAGAUCAACCCCAGAACCAUCAACAUGGAGGCUCUUCUUCAGCCGUGAGGAGGCUUCCAUUAUUAUGAGCAUCUCAAUUAUUAGGAUAUUAGCUGGAGUCAGUUCAUAAUGCACUGAAGAAUUCAACAUUUAAAAUAACUUGACUAUAAGGUUGAGUUUUGUUACUCUUAAAGGGACAGCUCACUCAAAAAUGAAACAUGUUGGGAGAAAAACAGCCAUUUUCUUCUAUAGUGUUUUUGUUCCUACAUUUAUUCAUUUUCCUUUGGUUUAGUCACCUAUUUAUCAGGGGUCGCCACAGCAGAAUGAACUGCCAACUGUUCCAGCAUAUGUUUUAUGCAGUGAAUGCCAUUCCAGCUGCAACCCAGUACUGGGAAACACCUAUACACUCUCACAUUCACACACAUACACACUACGGCCAAUUUAGUUCAUCAAUUCCCCUAUAGCGCAUGUGUUUGGACUGUUGAGGAAACCGGAGCACCCAGUGGUAACCCAACUUGAGGAGAACAUGCAAACUCCACACAGAAACACCAACUGACCCAGCUGGGACUCAAAUCAGUGACCUUCUUGCUGUAAGGCAAUAGUGCUAACCACUGAGCCUCCAUGCUGCCUUUGUUUAUGCACUGUUAAUUAAAAAACUCAACUUAAAAUUGUAAGGCAACUUGAUGAAGAGCUUUUUUUUUUGAUUGAUGUAUCUUAAAUCAAGUAAGGUGCAGUACUUAGGUUAAAAAUUGAGUCAACAAAAAAAAAACUGCAAGUCGCCUCAUAGUUUUAAGUUUAAUCAACUUUUUUUUUUUUUUUUUGCAGUUUAUAUGGAUGCUUUUUCCCCAAGAAAAUCCUGUUUUGUGUUCAACAGAAGAAUUGAAGUUUAAAACCACAUCAAUAUGAGGAAAUUAUGAGGAAUGUUUUUUUUUGGUGAACUGUCUCUUUAAGAACAAAAAGCAAUGCAUUUGUUACAGUGUGUGACACAUUCAUUCAUUCAUUCAUUCAUUCAUUUUCUUUUCAGUCGCCCUUUAUUAAUUAGGGGUUGCCACAGCGGGAUGGGGUAUAUGCCGAAGCAUGCUAACAGGACUUUUAAUUUGCCAGUAACCUGGGUUAAGGGCUUCCGGUGAACUGUAUGCUAGUGCAAAAACCGGCGAGUUUAAGGGCUGUUUUCUUUAAAAAUCACUGAUGUCCACUAGCUGUGUGAUAUCCGAUAUCCGGGUCUCAGAUUAUACAAGAUGCACUGCAUUAAAUUACAUUUCCCCCGCCAUGUCUUUAUAAUAUGAGGAUUUAUUUUACCCCACUAUAUUCAAUGGAGCUUCUGCGCUAGCCUGCCGUUUCUGACGGGCACGUGCGAGUAAACGGCUUUUUGUCUCGUUUUACGCUUGAGCAACUAAAUGAAUGCCAAAGUUUAUUUAACUGAAUGUAUUUUAAUGACAUUACAAUAUCGAUACUGUAAAAGGAACCGUAUAAAAUGGAGAAAAGUUCACAAUGACAGGUCACCGGAAGUUUAUCAGCAUGCUAGCUCGGCAUAUUCCCUAUCAACUCUUUUUCCACCAGCAUUUAUUUUAAAGAAUUAAAUAAAUUCUUGAGCAUUUUUGAUGAUUUUGACCUAAAUUUGACGGCCCUCUGAAUAUUUUCCGCUAUAAAUAUAUGACAGUAUUACAGUUGAAGUCAGAAUUAAUCACCCUCCUGCGAAUGUUUUGUUUCCUCUGUCAAAUAUUUCCCAAAUGAUGUUUAACAGAUUCAGGAAUUUUUGACAGUAUUUCCUAUAAUAUUUUUUCUUCUGGAUAAAGUCUUAUUUGAUUUAUUUCAACUAAAAUAAAGGCAGUUCUUAAUUUUUUAAACACCAUUUUAAGCUUAAUAUUAUUAGCCCCCUUAAGCAAUAUUAGUUUCAAUUACAGAACAAACCACUGUUAUACAAUGACUUGACUAAUUACACUAACUUUACUCUAAUUAACCUUAAAAUGUCAUUUUAAGAUGAAUACUAGUGUCUUGAAUACUAAUAUGUUGUAAAAUAUUAUGUGCCGUCAUCAUAGCAAAGAUAAAAGAAAUCACUUACUAGAAAUGAGUUAUUAAAUCUAUUGUGCUGAGAAAAUCUUCUGUCCAUUAAACAGAAAUUGGGGAAAAUAUAUAAAAGAAUUCAAACUUAUUAGGAGGGCUAGUAAUUCUGACUGUAACUGUAUAUAUCAAAAUAAAGAACAGAAGCAUUUUAUUAUAUCUUCAUGUGAUGAUUUCGCACCACCUGAAUGGAGAUAGGUUUCAUAAAAAAAUGCUUCCUUAACUACUUAACAAAUGCAAGCUUAUUGUGACAUGUUAAAAUAACUUACCUGCUUACUAACCGUCUAUUGUGUUCAUUUUUAGAGAAGUUAUAUUUGAAUUAAAGCAUGUUAAAAACACAAGUCAACAAAUCAAGCACAACAUUGCACUGAGAGGCCAGUUUUGAAAUCGUGUCAACUUUAUGGUGCAGAAAUGAAGAUAUAAGAUACACGUUGCAGUAAAUAGUGAUAGAAAUGAAGUCUUAAUAUAAAAGCACAAGCAGCUUAGCAGUUAAACGCAUUAAAGACAUUUAUUUAUUUUCUAGACAUGUGUUGAUAAACAGGGUGAUUUUGAGAUUUCGCGAGUGUUUAAUGAGAAUAGUGAUGUUAUAAUUCCAUUGACGUUCACUUAUAGCUAAUCAAGUGCAUUUACAAGGAAAUCCAUUAGGUGCUUCUGUUUCCUCCAGACCAGCAGGAAAUCAGGGAGAAAUCAUUGCAUUCCAGCGCUUUUUUGGUGUGUGUGUGUGUGUGUGUAUUUAUGAGUCACAGUGUGUCAUGUUAACAUAAUUCAUGUCCUCGUUAAUUAUUAAAAAGGCUUCUAAUUAAAGAAA
This is a messenger RNA of Danio rerio (zebrafish), 3480 nucleotides long. It is a transcript of the gene lgalsla, whose product is annotated as lectin, galactoside-binding-like a. Gene Ontology annotation, molecular function: carbohydrate binding. NCBI's taxonomy places the organism in Eukaryota, Metazoa, Chordata, Actinopteri, Cypriniformes, Danionidae. The record is from RefSeq and is marked provisional.